AUGGUUUCCUAUCGCUCGUUAUGGCUUCUGGCCAUAGCGCCUCUCACCCAGUUUGUAUCUGCCCAGCAAGCAACACCUGCACCUUACACCGAUUCCAACACUGGGAUCGUGUUCGACACAUGGAAGGCACCUAGCAUGACCUUUGGUUUCAGCUUCCCCGAAGAUGGACAGACCACCGACGCCGAUGAGUUCAUUGGAUACCUCAAUUGCGCUACUCCAAAAGGGAAGGGCACUGGAUGGUGCGGUCUCUCCUACGGCGGACCCAUGACAAACUCACUCUUGCUCUUUGCCUACCCUCACGAUGGCGAAAUCCUCACUGCCUUCCAAUGGGCUACUGCCCAAGUCGAGCCUGUCCCAUACAAGGGCGACGCUGUUCUGACCCAAAUAUCUUCCAGCAUCACCGAUGAUGGCUUUACUCUGAUCUAUCGCUGCCAGGGAUGCACUUCCUGGUCACAAGACGGAAGCACGGGUCAAUUGGCGACCACGUCUCCGAUCGCAGUACUCGGUUGGGCUCAUAGCACCACGGAUGUGAUCAACCCGGAAUGCCCAAUUGAGGCCCGGAUGCUCCAACACGACACUCAGAGCAUCUUUGGUGGCGAGCUUACUAGCAACAGUUUCAAUGAUGAUUAUGAGAAGUGGGCUAAGCUUGCUACUAAGGUAGUCGAGGGUGAAUGCGACGGUGGUGGGAAGCCCACUUCAACCGCCACCAGUGAGCCUACCGUGACCGCUGCACCACCCACCGGAAGCCCCGUCCCAAGCGAGACAUAUGAUUACGUUGUAGUCGGCGGUGGCGCUGGCGGUCUCCCCAUCGCCGACCGUCUCAGCGAGGCUGGCAAGAAGGUCCUUUUAAUCGAGAAGGGGCCUCCAUCCUCUGGUCGCUGGGGCGGUACCCGGAAGCCAGACUGGCUGAAAGACACCGACCUGACUCGCUUCGAUGUUCCCGGCCUAUGCAACCAGAUCUGGGCCGACUCCUCCGGUAUUGCCUGCCCUGACACUGAUCAAAUGGCUGGUUGUGUUCUGGGGGGAGGCACGGCUAUCAACGCUGGUCUGUGGUGGCGUCCCAAUCCACAAGACUGGGACUUCAAUUUCCCCGAUGGUUGGAAGGCAAAAGACAUGGCCAAGUACGAGCAGCGUGUCUUUGGUCGCAUUCCUGGUACACGUUUCCCUUCGAAGGAUGGCAAGCUAUACCUCGACCAGGGUUUCAACGUCGUCGCUGGAGCACUCAAGAAGGCUGGUUGGAAUGAAGUGAACGCUCUUGAGAAGCCGGCCGCCAAGAAUCGGACUUAUACCCACCCGCCUUUCAUGUUUUCCGGAGGUGAACGUGGAGGCCCAAUGGCGACAUAUCUGGUCUCCGCCAACGCGCGAAACAAUUUCAAACACUGGACCAAUACCCAGGUAAGACGCCUCGUUCGCUCUGGGGGUCACGUUACCGGUCUUGAGGUCGAGCCAUUCGCUGGCGCUGGUUAUGUCGGUACCGUCAAGCUCACUCCCGAGACUGGUCGUGUCGUCCUUGCGGCGGGUACCUUUGGUAGUGCUAAGAUUCUGCUUCGCAGUGGUAUUGGUCCAGAAGACCAGCUCAAUGUCGUCGCCAAGUCUAGUCUCGAUGGUGGCUCCAUGAUCGAUAAAGACCAGUGGAUUGACCUUCCUGUUGGUCACAACCUUGAGGACCAUACCAACACCGAUACAGUCAUCAAGCACCCCAGCGUUGAAUUCUAUGACUUCUACGAAGCCUAUAAUGAUCCCAUUGCCGCUGAUAAGAAUAAGUACCUGGAUGGGCGCUCUGGCAUCCUUGCCCAGGCUGCCCCCAACAUCGGCCCAGUCAUGUUCGAUGAGAUCUAUGGUGCUGAUGGUCGCGUCCGAUCUAUGCAGUGGACUGCUCGCGUCGAGCCAAGCCUGGGUGAGACUAGCAACAAGUCCAUCACCAUUAGCCAGUACCUGGGCCGAGGUGCCAAGUCACGCGGUCGCAUGACUAUCACCAGUGCUCUCAACACCGUUGUCUCUGGUAACCCCUACCUCAAUGAUGCAGAUGACAAGAAGGCUGUUGUGACUGCGCUUGACAACCUUCGUAAAGCUCUUUCCGGAGUGCAGGGUCUAGAGUGGCUCCAACCAGCUCCUGGUGUCACCUCACAGAAAUACGUCGAUGAUAUGGUCGUCUCGUGGAGCAACCGCCGUGCCAAUCACUGGAUCGGAACCAAUAAGCUCGGCAAGGAUGACGGUCGUCAAGGCGGUACUGCCGUCGUUGAUCUUAACACCAAGGUCUACGGCACUGACAACCUUUUCAUCAGUGACGCUUCGAUCUUCCCGGGCAUGGUCACCGCUAACCCCAGUGCCUACAUUGUCACUGUCGCCGAAAGGGCCAGUGACGCUAUCCUGGCCCUACCAGUAUCCAAGGCACAGGGGCAGUACGAGCAAUGUGGUGGCAGUAAGUGGACUGGAAAUAUGCAGUGUAGCAAGGGCUUCUACUGCAAGACGCUGAACCCGUUCUACUCUCAAUGCUACCCUGAUUCCAAAUGA
Molecule: messenger RNA, 2514 nt
Organism: Fusarium coffeatum
Lineage: Eukaryota; Fungi; Ascomycota; Sordariomycetes; Hypocreales; Nectriaceae
Exons: 8
Coding region: 1-2514 (837 amino acids)
Biological process (GO): carbohydrate metabolic process
Cellular component (GO): extracellular region
Molecular function (GO): flavin adenine dinucleotide binding; cellulose binding; oxidoreductase activity, acting on CH-OH group of donors
Source: RefSeq, a predicted model, not a curated record